Molecule: messenger RNA, 1030 nt
Organism: Penicilliopsis zonata CBS 506.65
Lineage: Eukaryota; Fungi; Ascomycota; Eurotiomycetes; Eurotiales; Aspergillaceae
Exons: 1
Coding region: 57-950 (297 amino acids)
Source: RefSeq, a predicted model, not a curated record
AUCUUAUAGAUCAUCUAUUUCCACUAUCUCUAUACGGAAUCUCUCUAUCAUUCAAAAUGGGUCUUCCUCCCUCCAAACCGCCCCCGGCCCCCUUCAACCCCACCCCCGCACAACUAGAAGCAAUGAACAACGAGUGGAUCGAACCCUACGACGAAGCCACCGCCCCCGCCAACCUGACCUACGCUCUAUACGAGCAAAAGACACGCGGCGAAGGCCAACAGGGGAGCUACUGGUUCGCCCUACCAAGCGGGUACGACGACCCUUCAAACAGGGAGAGACGCUACCCCGUUCUCGUCUGGUUGCACGGGGGUAUGAAGCGGGCAAGUCAGGGCUCCGACGCGGUAGCGAUGUACCUUGACGCCAUGAAGGAGGGGACCAUGCCCGAGACGAUCAUUGUGCUCCCUCAAGCGCUGCCUGUGGGAUGGUACGUGAAUUCGAUUGAUGGGAAGUUCCCCAUCGAGAAGAUCCUGAUACAAGAUUUCCUACCCCAUGUGGAUGGGAAGUUCCGUACGACCGGCAGGAGAGGCGCUGAAGGGUUCUCGAUGGGCGGGUACGGCGCGGCGCAUCUGGCGCUCACGUACCCCCAUCUCUUUGCUGCUUCGUCGUCUGUGGCGCCGGCGUUGAUGCUUAAGCUGGCGGACGAGCCGCGCGAGAGAGUCUGGGACACCUUCCGUGAUGACCAGGGGUACUACGAGAAGAAUCAUCCCUUGACGCUGAUUAAAGAGCAGAAGGAGGCUCUUCGCUCUUCGCAGCUGAGUGUUCGGCUGCUUUCCGGGGGGGAUAACCCGGCGCUCAUCGAGGUGUUUGACCUGAUGAGUCGGGAGCUGACGGACGCAAAUAUCAAGCAUAUCGCAAGGCAUUUCGAGGAGGCCGGCCAUGAGUAUGAGCGUAUCCUUGCGGGCUUGGGAGAUGGUGCUUAUACUUUUUGGAGAGAUGCGUUUCAGGUUUAACAGUGUUCCUAGUUAGUACUUAGAUUCUGAUAGACAAUUCUUGGAGUACUAUACUCUGCAUAUCCGAAUCUAUUGUAGAU